AUGUUUCAAGUAAAACGUGUACUCUUAUAUGGAGCAAGUAACAAGAUCACUAGAUUACAACAUGUUGUAACCCUAAUACCCAGCUCACAGCCACCCUCACAGCCAAUACCCAGAUCACAGCCACCCUCACAGCCAAUACCCAGAUCACAGUCAUCCUCACAGCCAAUACCCAGGUCACAGCCACCCUCUGUCAGCACCAGCUCACAGCCACCCUCACAGCCAAUACCCAGAUCACAGCCACCCUCAUGUACCCAGAUCACAGCCACCCUCCUGUGUGCAGAUCACAGUCAUCCUCUGUGUGCAGGUCACAGCCACCCUCUGGCCAAUGCAGCUCACAGCCACCCUCCUGUGUGCAGAUCACAGCCACCCUCACAGCCAAUGCAGGUCACAGCCACCCCUAACAGCCAAUACCCAGGUCACAGCCACCUCUGGCCAAUACCCAGGUCUGCAGCCGUCUCCACAGCCAAUGCAGGUCACAGCCACCCUCACAGCCACCCUCACAGCCAAUACCCAGGUAGUAAUGGCAGCCCAGAUUCAGCCACCCUCACAGCCAAUACCCAGCUCACAGCCACCCUCACAGCCAAUGCAGAUCACAGCCGCCCUCACAGCCAAUGCCAGAUCACAGCCACCCUCUGGCCAAUACCCGGGUCUGUCACCCUCUGUGUGCAGCUCACAGCCACCCUCUCCCAGCCAAUACCCAGAUCACAGCCACCCUCAUGCAGAUCACAGUCAUCCUCACGCAGCCAAUACCCAGCUCACAGCCACCCUCACAGCCCAAUACCCAGAUCACAGCCACCCUCACAGCCAAUACCCAGGUCACAGCCACCCUCACAGCCAAUACCCAGGUCACAGCCACCCUCAUGUGCAGAUCACAAUACCCUCAGCCAAUCACCCAGAUCACAGUCAUCCUCUGUAAUGUCCAGGUCACAGCCACCCUCACAGCCAAUACUUGGGUAG
Molecule: messenger RNA, 957 nt
Organism: Homarus americanus (American lobster)
Lineage: Eukaryota; Metazoa; Arthropoda; Malacostraca; Decapoda; Nephropidae
Product: integrator complex subunit 3 homolog
Exons: 2
Coding region: 1-957 (318 amino acids)
Source: RefSeq, a predicted model, not a curated record